AUGGCCGCUGUUACCUUCCAAUCGCUCAAUGCGCAAUACCUCGCGUAUCUUAUGCAAUACCCAUUAUUGACCAAAUCUGCCACCUCUGGUGUUUUCAACGGAUUGAAUGAAACUGUGUCAUCAAUAAUCACCAACGAGUACAAAGAGACCAAGAUUUGCGGUAUCAAGGUGAAACAUGUUUUCAGUGCAAAAUUGCUCAAGAUGAUCAUCUACGGGGCGUUGAUUGCGACGCCAAUAAGUCACAACAUGUAUGCUGUUAUUAACAAGAUCUACAAACCGCCGUUGACAAAGAAACAAAAAAUUUUGCAGUUGUUGACUAGUUUACUGACAGUGACGCCAACCAUUUCAGCGUGUUUUGUCUCGUGGAUCUCCAUUAUUAAUAACUACCAACGUACUAGUUGCAAUCCCAUUGCUGAGUUGAGAAAGAUUUUGUUUAUUGUCAAGGCAGGGUUAAAGAAGGGAUACUUGCCAGUUUUGAAAUCAUCAUUGACAACGUCAUUCUUUGCUUUGUUGGUGGCUCAAAAUUUCAUUAGACCUGAAUUGUGGGUGGUAUUUUUCAACUUGGUCUACUUUUGUUUGGGAACUUAUCAAAAUACCAAAUUGAAAAAAUUGCAAAAGCAACAGAGAUUGGCUGAGUCAGAGAAGUUGAAGGAGAUGGAGGAAAAGGAAAAGAAGAAUUGA
Lodderomyces parapsilosis is the source of this 681-nucleotide messenger RNA. RefSeq lists its product as uncharacterized. The record is from RefSeq and is a predicted model, not a curated record. The transcript has a single exon. Bases 1 to 681 code for a protein of 226 amino acids. Gene Ontology annotation, cellular component: membrane; cytoplasm. NCBI's taxonomy places the organism in Eukaryota, Fungi, Ascomycota, Pichiomycetes, Serinales, Debaryomycetaceae.